Molecule: messenger RNA, 2406 nt
Organism: Impatiens glandulifera
Lineage: Eukaryota; Viridiplantae; Streptophyta; Magnoliopsida; Ericales; Balsaminaceae
Product: myosin heavy chain, clone 203-like
Exons: 2
Coding region: 1-2406 (801 amino acids)
Source: RefSeq, a predicted model, not a curated record
AUGGGGCGCGACUCGGUCUUGUUUAAACACUUGACUCAAGUGGAUUUCGAGGAAAUCCGACAGAAAGGCACGCCUGCGGCAAAAGAGGUUAUUGACCGGGUAGCCGAAGCCGGUCUGGAGUACUUUCUCGGCGGUCCCCAUGUUCUAUAUAAAGAUGCGGUUAAGGAAUUUUUCAACACUGCAACUAUCUCUGACGAUAAGAUCACCGCAACUGUAUGCGGUACUGAAAUAGAGCUCACCGAGGAAUCGGUGGCAGAAAGCCUGCGCCUUCCAACUGCCGGCCAAGAUGCAACGGCGGACAUAGAGAUCAAAACAUUUGAGGCAGUUUGCCAGAUACUCUCGGCGACUAAGGAGCCGAUAAAAGUAUCAGAAGGGACAAAGGUUAACUGGGCAAAGGCAGUGUUCCACAAUUUGAUGGAUAUGGUGAAGCCGGAUUCGGUCCGGUCAUGGGGAUAUGCUGUUCCUCUCGGUAAGAUCUUCCUUCACCAUAACCUUAAAAUCGGACCCGGCGUCAUCAUCCCAUCCAGAAGCCUCAUCAGAGCCAAACAAUUCCUAGAAAUGAAGAAACCGGCCCCCGGUUCCACAGGUGGCCGAAAGAAGACAGCCGGCAAGAAAGCGGCCCCAGCGAAAGAAAAGGUCGAGAGCAAAGGAAAAGAGAAAAUAAUCUUCUCGGAACCGCCACAGCCAACGGAGGAGGAAGAGUCCGCCUCCACAUCUGAACGAACCGGAUCUGAAAAGACCGAUGAUGAAGAGCAGUCGGGCCAAAGUCCCGACAAUGCCAGUACGGGUGCAAAUCCUGAGACCACCGAAGGCGGUGAAGAAGGCGGUGAAGAAGGCGGUGCAGAAGGCAGUAAAGAAAUCAGUAACGAAGAGGAGGAGGAGGACGAAGAAGCAGAGGCCGAUAGGAUAGCGCUCAAACUCCUAAAGGGCACUGAACAGCGAGCCGAGAAGAUUGGCGAGAUAUACCUGGAAUGGCACGAGCACCGGUUCGGCAAACGGUAUAGGGACAUCCUACCGGGCUACACCGACGAGGAAUGCCUCCAAAGACUGAAGGAAGUGGAGGACGUGGUCAUGGAUCUCACGAAAUCCGAUACCAUUGAAGAGGUCCUACACCGAACCUAUCUCUUAAGACCGCGAGCACAGCUGCGGAAGCUAACCAUACGGAUCCGGAAGAUUACGGCAAGGUUCGAAGAGGUAGCAUCAGAGGACACCUUAACACCGUUAGUAUUGGAAAGGCUUGAAAAAGCGAGAGGAGAACUCAUCCAAGAAAUUGACCGGCUGGAGGCAAAGUACGGACAAAGGGAAAUACCGCACUAUACAGCUCCACAGAUCGAUAGGAGUCCAGCUCACAGUCCAACACCUCCAAGGGAGAAUCCGGCAACAGAUGACACCGAUGAAAGGACGGACGCUCCUCUCACCGGGCAGUCUCCACAAAAACAACCGGAGGUCUCCGAACCGGGUGUUACAAAAGAAUGGGUUGAGAGCCGUAUUCAAGAAUUUGAAGACUCGACGGUUACCCUAUUGGAGGAGAAAUUCCAGAGAACUGUUAGCUCGGCACUCCAGUUCGCCAACACUACAAGGCAACUUCUAAUAAGAACAGAGGACCGGUUCUCAGAAAUCGAUGAAGAUCAACAGGAAGAAGCGGUUCUGCGCAGCAAACACCUUAUGCGAACCAUAAUUUUGGAAGAUACGACCUCCGAGAUUAAAGAGAACUUUGCCCGGCUUGAAAGAGAGACCGAUGAACGACUGACAGAAGUUACUAAGGAUCUGGUCGGUAUAACACUUGAUAGGGUCUCCGAUCUUGAGAAGAAGAAUGAGGGUCUCGAGGCCGAGCUCAAGGCGCUCACCGCACAAGUUGCUGAACUACUCAAUGUCAAGAUGAAUGCGGAUGCCGGGGCUGUAGAGGCUGAUGCCCGAGCGGCUAAGAAGGUCCAGGAUGCGCUGGACGACGAAGCAAGAAAAGAGAAGGAGCCACCGCAACAUCCCGAAGAGGAGGAAGCCGAGCGAAUUCGAAGGGUAGGGGCUAAGUUCCCGGGAUUUGCAAAGACGGUAGCCGCUCAAGCUGCGAAGGAUGCUGAGCGGUUAGAAAGGGAAAGACGGAGGCUAGAAGGCUUUGCAGCCGAUAACAAAAAGAAAAAGGCGGCCUCUUCCGUUUCAGUUCCGACAAAGCGAAAGAGGGAACCUUCAAAGAAAGUUCAAAUAGCCGACCUGCUGAAUGAGGUCACUGAGACGAUCAUUGAGAGUAUACCGCAGCAGGCUACUCAAGUCGAAGAGGAGGAUGAAGAGCACCUGCAGCCCCGGUCCACAAGACAACGAGUCACCGAAUCAGCCAAUCGACCGCAACCGGUGAAGAAAAAGCGGAACAAAAAGUUUAUGACUAGCUACGACUUCUCGGACUCGGAAUAG